AUGGCUUUCGGCAAGAAAAAGGAGACUGAUCCAGCCAAACUGGCGGCCAAGGAGCAGAAGGCACGUGAGAAGGCGGAGAAGGCUGAGCAGAAAGCCGGACGACGGGCUCUCAAGGCAUCUUCAUCGGGUCGUAUCGUCUCCUCAGGUCGCGGUGGCGCUGGAAACAUCCGACGACGUUCGCUCACCUCACCUGUCUCGCCCAUCUCGCCGAGCAACACAUCGCUGAGGGUUAGUGACAAUUCGCGCUUGUCGCCGCUUGGAAGGGAGACAUCAAUUGUCUCUUCCGCCACGGGGUCCUCUGGCAGUUCAAUGAGCGCGUCAAGUGUAUACGUACAACCUUAUGAGGAUCCGAUAUCACCGGCUCGAGGAAGAGAAGCUCGACCUGACCCUCGAAAGAAAGUCAGAGUAUCCGGGCGAGGCGGCGCCGGCAACAUAAGGGGAACAAAGAUGUAUCAGCAUCUUCAAGCUGACCUCGAUGCCAAUCAUAAUCCUCAGACCGCAUCCAUCCUUCGUGAAUACGAGGAGGCCGUGCGUCAACGCGAACGGCGACUUAUCGCCGCCAGUGCCGAAAACCGUCUUGUUGGGACCGGCGGUCGAGGAGGUAUCGGCAACAUGUUGGCUGCCCGUAAAAAGGUCAAAGCAGCACCUUCCAAUGCCAGUUCCAUCUCUACAAAAUCGCGCAAGAGUAUUCUGUCGAGCCUUUCCAGUCGCAGAGCGUCAUCAGUUGCGCUCGACAUCUCAGCUUCUAGUUCGCCGACAGAUCCAUCGACCUCGUCGGUCAACGUUACAUCACCCGUCGACGAAGCGAUUCCACCCAUUCCUGAUCUUCCCGGAUUCGUCCAAGGUUCUUCCCGGGUUCCAUCUCAUCCUGCAACAAUAGACAGUAAACGUUCCCGUGCCGCCCCCCCUAUGCCGACCCGCGCCCCUCCACCUCUCCCCUCGAGUAACAAUCUCACUCCCUCCCGGCCGGCAUCCUCGCCGCCCAAGUAUCUAAACCCGGUGCCUUCGUCUGCCGAGGUUAUCCCGGGUGCUAACGCCGACUUUGAUGCCGACCUUGCCCUCGACGAGGAAAUUCUACAACACUCACGUAUGGCUUCCUCGGCCAAUUCGCCGUCGAGCCCUUGGUCAGAAUCCAAUCCUGCGCUCGGGGAACCGAGCGAGUCGCCUUCGCCUAUUCGGCGCAAGCUUCCAGUUGUUCCACAAUCCCCCUCUCAUCUUUCCCCGCCGUCGUCCCUCGCUCGACGCAACUCUCGCGAGUCCGGUCGGCGAAGCCGGAACCUCAUUGAGGAGCGUAAGCGCGAGCGCCGCUUGUGGGAGCGCCUCCAUCACGUCAAGCUCUCCGCGCCGGCGCACGCUCCGGGCUCCGAUGACCAAGAGAACGAGCUCGACGAUGAAUACGACCCCGUCGCCCUCAUCGGAGCCUACGCAGACCCUCCUGCUUCGACCGAUUCCGUGGCCAUAUGGCUUCAGGAGCGGCAUCGACAACACGUCGAAGCUCUGCAAUCUGGCGCUUCGCCUGUUCCGCGCAUCUACGUGCAAGCGGCCGACGCCCACUCCUCGCACGGUGUGCGACGCAGUGAACGAAGGCCGCUUGCCGCUAUAGACGAGCUGCACGAGUCCAUCUCCCUCAUGGAGAUGUUUUGA
Molecule: messenger RNA, 1644 nt
Organism: Punctularia strigosozonata HHB-11173 SS5
Lineage: Eukaryota; Fungi; Basidiomycota; Agaricomycetes; Corticiales; Punctulariaceae
Exons: 9
Coding region: 1-1644 (547 amino acids)
Source: RefSeq, a predicted model, not a curated record